UGUGUUUUGUGUAAUGUUUAUAGAGAAACUGUUCAAAAAUAUACAUAGAAAUUUCUAGAAAAAUAUUCAAAAUUAUUCUUGUAUUUAACAAAAACAAUGGCCAACAAUGUGACAAAGCUGCUGCAAGUGUCAGAGGAGUCGGCACCCUUGCUUCAGAUACCCAUAAUGGUGGGCAAUGAGAUGUUUGUGCUCACCCAGCAGGACGUUAGGCGAACGGAGGACAUACGCUAUUUGAGCUACAAUCGGAUUAUGCCCAAUGGCCAUCUGUUUCCCACAGCAGCAGCAGCACCUGCCGCAGCCUCAGACAACCACUUUGGUGGAAUCUCCGCGCCUCCAAACUCUACGCUGCAGGAACUCUUUAGUCCGAAGAAGCCUGAGGAGGCUGACAAGCUGCUCUCUGCCUCUAUCCAUGACAAAGCGCCACGCAAUGUUGCCAAUGUGUCCACUCAACUGGCCUGGUCCAAGCAGAACGAGAUCGAACCCUUGCGCUACAGCGCGGCCACCUCUACCUCCAGCCUGAGCCAAAGCUGUGGAUGCCAGCACGAGCCGCCAAGGUCGAGGAGCCAGCAUACCAGCUGUCAUGCGCACGCUGCACGUAAUGCCUGCUGCCAGACCAGGCCAGAGACAGCUGCAGCAGCUUCCAAUACGGAGUCGAAACUCAAUUUGAAACCAGCAGCGUCUGCAAAUGCAUCAGAUGAGGAUUCAAAGAACCCUUGCAAUGGAUACUCAAGUGGAAAUGUUUCAGAAGAGGAGUCCGAGAAUAAUUUGAAUGGAUGUUCAGCUAGUAAUGUGUCGGUUGAGGCCUUCAAGUAUCCCAGUCGCCACAGCAAGGGGCAACAGACAUGCACGUACACGGAUGGGCAGAGCUAUCAUCGAUGCAGUCCACGCGAGGGACGGUUUCCACCACGACAGCAGCAGCACCAGAGCUAUGGACAACGAUCAGAGCAGGAUCAGUCCUUCGCCUGUCCACAAUUUCAGAGCGGAACUGUCUCUGCUCAUAAUCCGUCAGGAUGGCCACCAGUCCAGCCUCAAGAUCAAUCUCAUUCCCAGCGCCAAGAUCAGCUUUAUCCUCUUCCUCAAUGUCAGUCAAGUGUGAAUGGAGCAACGCCCUGCACGUGUCUGCCAACCAGAGCUCGAUGUGUGCACUUCACUCGGUAGAAUCCAAACUGCGAAACAAAGGACAGCCAGCAGCAAUAAGCAAUAAUCAUUCCAUUGUCUAAUAUUUUCUUUAACUUUUGUCUGGCUUAACAAUCUUCUAGCUUUAAUUAUGAA
This is a messenger RNA of Drosophila subobscura, 1272 nucleotides long. RefSeq lists its product as uncharacterized. Bases 97 to 1158 code for a protein of 353 amino acids. The record is from RefSeq and is a predicted model, not a curated record. NCBI's taxonomy places the organism in Eukaryota, Metazoa, Arthropoda, Insecta, Diptera, Drosophilidae. The transcript is spliced from 2 exons.